CAUGACGUCACACCUGCGCUGUUCGCUUGCCCGGACAGAGACGUGGCAACGAACAAUUUCUAUCAAAUCUUGAAACGGUUGCCUUAAUAAUUGUGGUAUUUGUUGUGUGAAGUGCGUACGGUCAGCCCGGAUUACCGACCAGCUAUGGGACUCACGUUAUCAUCUUUGUUCUCACGUCUUUUCGGGAAGAAGCAAGUUCGUAUACUGAUGGUUGGCCUCGACGCGGCUGGAAAGACGACUAUCUUGUACAAGCUCAAGCUCGGUGAAAUAGUGACUACCAUUCCUACCAUCGGCUUCAAUGUUGAGACUGUUGAGUACAAGAACAUCUGCUUCACCGUGUGGGAUGUCGGAGGACAGGACAAGAUCCGGCCGCUGUGGAGACACUACUUCCAAAACACGCAGGGCCUCAUUUUUGUCGUUGACAGCAAUGACAGGGAACGAAUCAGUGAGGCACAAGAUGAACUGCAGAAGAUGCUCAGUGAAGAUGAAUUGCGAGAAGCUAUCCUACUGCUCUUUGCCAACAAGCAAGACCUGCCUAAUGCCAUGCCUGCAGCAGAACUCACUGAAAAACUGGGCCUGAACCAGCUGAGAAACCGAAGGUGGUACAUCCAGUCUACUUGUGCAACACAGGGACAAGGUCUGUAUGAAGGUCUCGACUGGCUCUCCAAUGAGCUCUCGAAAGCAAAGUAACUCCUGCUUCCCUUUCGGCAAGCAAGCAAGUGAGGGGCAGCGACCAUUUUCCUGAAGAGGAGGAGGAGAAACUAUUUGCAAGGGGGGGACAGCUGCCAUCAUGUGAAGUACAGAAGAAAGCUUCCACCGCACUCUCUCCUCGUGCUUUUGCAAGAGCCACCUGGAGAUGGCAAAUGCUUUGGAAGCUGUCAAGAGGCUGGUGUUCAGCCAGCUUUGUCAACCAGUGCUGCUUGUAAACACAUCUUAUUAUUUAAAUUUCAAACAAGCAGCACUGAUGAAAACUGUACUUGAAGACGUGCUGUUUUCAAAGCAUGGCACUUUUUUCUCUAUUUUCAUUGUGUGUGGGCAGUAAUAAAUUAUCACUCCUCUCUUUUUUAUUGUGCUAAGUUUUGAGAAAAUUGUUGGGUUUUUGUAGGGGCUGAUGUUCGAGACAGCUUGGGACCUUGCAAUGUUGAUGCUAAGCUGCUUUUCUUUUUAGCUGCUGCAUUUCCCACCAUGUAGCAAUGACCGUAAUGUGCGAUUUGCAACAUGUAUUUUUUGUACAACACAUGCGCACUGGGAGAAAACCAAAAAGUUAGUCAUGUUAAAUUCUAGUUUACACUUUCCAGGUGCUGUUUUUUGAUGGCGUUGAAGCUCCACCUAGAUUGUGCGUGUGACCUACUGUGUGUUCUUACUUGUACAUAUUUCUUGGUAGGGGAAAUUUUGUUUGUACUUGAUCUGUCGGGCAUUUAUGGGACCAACCUGACUUGACUGUUAGUAGGUAUCGGCAGAAUAAAUGUCUUGUCACGCAAGUUUCUGUGGCAUAUCAAACCUCGCAUGCCUGUAUAAGGAUUCAAAAUUUCAGGGAAGACAUGGUCAUCAAUUGUCUCCGAACUUCUGCCGCAUUGAAGAACUUUGACACUAAAAUUGUUCUUUUUGGCACCUGUGAUAACUGCACCUCUGUUCGUCUGGUUGAUUUCUGCUGUUUUUAAUUCCAUGGAGUCAUGUUGCCUAGGCCUGACAAGUCAUGUAAUAAAGUAUAGGAUGAAAUG
Molecule: messenger RNA, 1721 nt
Organism: Dermacentor andersoni
Lineage: Eukaryota; Metazoa; Arthropoda; Arachnida; Ixodida; Ixodidae
Gene: Arf4
Product: ADP-ribosylation factor 2
Molecular function (GO): GTPase activity; GTP binding
Source: RefSeq, a predicted model, not a curated record